This is a messenger RNA of Peromyscus californicus insignis, 1125 nucleotides long. It is a transcript of the gene Mov10l1, whose product is annotated as Mov10 like RISC complex RNA helicase 1. The record is from RefSeq and is a predicted model, not a curated record. The coding region runs from base 1 to 1125 and encodes 374 amino acids. The transcript is spliced from 5 exons. NCBI's taxonomy places the organism in Eukaryota, Metazoa, Chordata, Mammalia, Rodentia, Cricetidae.
AUGCUGCGCCUCGCGGCCAAGCUGGUGUCCUUCUUCUGGAGGAGGGAGGACAUCCCUGAGGAGGAGGUCGGGGCGCCCAGGCAGGAGCUGUCGGAAGCAUUUGUCCCAGGUGAUAUCAGAUUGAAAACUGUGCAGGGUGUUGUGACAAGAUAUUGCAGUGAUUAUGGCAUGAUUGAUGAUUUGAUCUACUUUUCCAACGAUGUUGUGACUAGCAAAGUGCUUCUGAAUGUUGGACAGGAAGUUAUUGCUGUUGUUGAAGAAAACAAAGUGUCAAAUGGACUGAAAGCAAUCAGGGUAAGUCUUAGUUUGCAAGGAAUAGUCACUCUUGACCCUGAGUCACCACAUUUGCUAGCCUCUCAGGCAUGGCCUAGCCAAAGAGGACAUGGGAAGUGUGCCUAUGAGGGAGAGCUUUUGAAGCAAAUUUUACCAGACACUGAACCUACCAUACCGGAUCUUGAACUUUUUCAUAUUCUCUCUUAUGAUGAUGUAAAGAGUCACUCGUUUGUUUUACAGGUGGAAGCUGUCUCUGAUAAAUGGGAAGAUGAUAGCAAAAACUCUUGCAAAGGGUUGUCAGACUCCAGGCCCAGAGUGCUGAUUGGCUGUGUGACUUCCAUGUUGGAAGGUGCUGGUUACAUCAACCAGACCACAUACUUCUCUCUGGAGAGUGUGUGUGAAGGUUUCCACGCAUGCAAGGGAGACUGGGUAGAGGCUGAGUACUGGAUCAGACCAGGGACAUGGAGCAGCGAGGCAAUCUCAGUGAAGCCACUGCGGUACAAGCGUGUGGACAAGCAAUAUUCAGCACUGCACUUGCAGGUUUGCAUUUCCAGCCUGUGUGGGAGGAAUGGGGUGAUAGAGGACAGCAUCUUCUUCAGCCUGGAUUCCCUGAAGCUACCGGAAGGGUACACACCAAGGAGACACGACAUUGUCAAUGCUGUGGUGGUGGAGAGCAGCCAGUCAUGCUACAUCUGGAGAGCACUGUGCAUGACCCCCGUGAAGAGGUGGUACCCAAACCAUUCUUCUUUGGAAAUAAAAAGGCCAAUUUUAAGUAUAUUUAUAAGAGUUGUAGUCAAAUACUGCCUAACAUUUCAGUCAUCCAUGAUUGCUUACAUGAUGCUUUUCCCAUAA